This is a messenger RNA of Ornithorhynchus anatinus (platypus), 1837 nucleotides long. RefSeq names its product adrenoceptor alpha 2A (gene ADRA2A). The record is from RefSeq and is a predicted model, not a curated record. The transcript has a single exon. Lineage: Eukaryota; Metazoa; Chordata; Mammalia; Monotremata; Ornithorhynchidae. Gene Ontology annotation, molecular function: alpha2-adrenergic receptor activity. Gene Ontology annotation, cellular component: membrane. Gene Ontology annotation, biological process: regulation of vasoconstriction; adenylate cyclase-activating adrenergic receptor signaling pathway; platelet activation. The coding region runs from base 335 to 1771 and encodes 478 amino acids.
GCCCCGCCUCUUGGAAAUCCAACUUGGAUCUGCCGGGGAGGGAGAGCCAGAGCCGGACUCUCGUCUCCCGGCCGUUGCGCUGCGACCGUUGCCAUCUCCACGCCUCCGCCGCCGGGGGAAACUGAGGCCGCGGACCGCUGAUCGGCUCCGGCCAGUCCUGCCGGCGGGCCUUCCCUCCCUCCCUCCCGGGGCGCUGGACGACAGAGCCCGGCGCUCUAUGCGAGGGGCGAGGGGGCGAGUGGGGGAAGACCCUCCCCAGCCGGGACGGUCAGGAGGAGGAGGACGAGGAGGAGGAGGAGGAAGAAGAGACAGGUAAAGGCCGGGGCCCGGGUGGAUGCUCCACCAGGACCAGCCGCUGGCGGAGGGGGGCAUCACCCCCAUGGGGGCCCUGCGGGCGGACGGGGGCAACUGGACCCCCAACGGGACGGCCCCGGGGGGCGCCCGGGCCACCCCCUACUCGCUGCAGGUGACCUUGACCCUGGUCAGCCUGGCGGGGCUGCUGAUGCUGCUGACGGUCUUCGGCAACGUGCUGGUGAUCAUCGCCGUCUUCACCAGCCGGGCCCUCAAGGCCCCCCAGAACCUGUUCCUGGUGUCGCUGGCCUCGGCCGACAUCCUGGUGGCCACGCUGGUCAUCCCCUUCUCGCUGGCCAACGAGGUGAUGGGCUACUGGUACUUCGGCAAGGCGUGGUGCGAGAUCUACCUGGCGCUGGACGUGCUGUUCUGCACCUCGAGCAUCGUGCACCUGUGCGCCAUCAGCCUGGACCGCUACUGGUCCAUCACGCAGGCCAUCGAGUACAACCUCAAGCGGACGCCGCGGCGCAUCAAGGGCAUCAUCCUCACCGUGUGGGUCAUCUCGGCCGUCAUCUCCUUCCCGCCGCUCAUCUCCCUGGAGAAGAAGGGCGGCGGCGAGCAGGUGGAGCCGCUCUGCGAGAUCAACGACCAGAAGUGGUACGUCGUGGCCUCCUGCAUCGGCUCCUUCUUCGCCCCCUGCCUCAUCAUGAUCCUCGUCUACGUGCGCAUCUACCAGAUCGCCAAGCGCCGCACGCGCGUGCCCGCCGCGCGCGCCCGCCCCCGCCGCCCCCGCCGGGACCGCGCCCGCCCCAACGGGCUCCCGCUCCCGCCGCCGCCGCCGCCGCCGCCGGCCAAGCUCAACGGCGCCGCGGAGGCGCGCGCGGCGGGGGCGCCCGCCGCGGGGGCGCGCGCCGGGGAGCCGGACGACAGCGCCCCCUGCCGCCCGGAGGCCAACGGCCCGGACCCCGACGACAGCUCGUCGUCCGAGCGGGCCGAGCGGCCCCCCGACGGUCCCGGCCCCGCUGCCCCCGCCGCCGCUGCCCCCGUCGCCGCCGCCGCCGCCGCCUCCUCCUCCUCCCCGCCGCCGCCCCGCCGGCCCUCCAAGCCCAAGACCGGCCGCGUCCAGCCCGGCCCCCCCCCCCCCCCCCCCCGCCGCCCCGACGACGACGACGACGACGACGACGGGCAGCGCGGGGCCAAGGGGUCGCGCUGGCGCGGGCGGCAGAACCGCGAGAAGCGCUUCACCUUCGUGCUGGCCGUCGUCAUCGGCGUCUUCGUCGUCUGCUGGUUCCCCUUCUUCUUCACCUACACGCUGACCGCCCUGUGCUGCGCCGUCCCGCGGACCCUCUUCAAGUUCUUCUUCUGGUUCGGCUACUGCAACAGCUCCCUCAACCCCGUCAUCUACACCAUCUUCAACCACGACUUCCGCAGGGCCUUCAAGAAGAUCCUCUGCCGGGUGGACGGGAAGCGGAUGGUCUGAGGGGCGGACACCCCGUCGGGCCGGCCGGGCCUCCCACCCCCCCCCGGGGGCGGGCGGGGCUGGACG